Messenger RNA from Diprion similis, 1164 nucleotides. Its product is annotated as BAG family molecular chaperone regulator 2. The transcript is spliced from 3 exons. The record is from RefSeq and is a predicted model, not a curated record. Lineage: Eukaryota; Metazoa; Arthropoda; Insecta; Hymenoptera; Diprionidae. Gene Ontology annotation, biological process: protein stabilization. Gene Ontology annotation, molecular function: protein-folding chaperone binding; adenyl-nucleotide exchange factor activity. Bases 235 to 741 code for a protein of 168 amino acids.
CCGGAAAAGUAUGGAUACAUAUAUAGGUGUGAGUACCGAUUGAUUGUCAGAUCCCCGAAGGCUGUCAGAUCCAAAGGAAAUGAAUUAUCACUCAUAACGUGUUGUUCCACCGGAUUGUGAGGUUGUGAAAGACUGUUUUUUUUCGAAAAUUUGAAUAGACGUUACUUUGAAUUUCGGCGAAAGUGUUGUCUCGAAGCAAUACGGCUGGGGGAUAAUAUCCAGUGUGCAGAAAUCAUGGACAACAAACAACUCAGAGAUAGGUUAGUCAGUAUCCUCGAUCAAGUCGAGGCUCGUGUUGAGGAGUUAAGAAGAGAAGCGUGGGAGCUUGAGGAAAAGAAAGAGAACUUAUUAAGCACGUUGGAUGCGCUUCAAAACAACGAAAAUAUAUUUGAAUUAGUGCACGAGGAGAGAGAAGAAAUCAUGAGAUCGGUAGAGGGUUUGUGGGUGCGCACCUCGACAGUUGAAAUCCUCAUCGAAACUCAGCGAAAUACAGAUCAAGAAGAAUCUCUGCACAAGGUAAAUGAUUUGAUCGACAGCUUGAUUAUACAAUUGCAAGAAGAUCCCCAGGCUACACGAGAGCGAUGUAGGAGGUUCAUGAAUGCUUGUACUUCCCAUGGUCCAGAAUAUUCGGAACAAAUCUUCGAGUCUGCUAUUUUAGGUUGUACUUUAGAUGAUCAAAAACGCAUUAAAAAAAGACUGCAGGGUCUGCUAGAUUACAUUAGUAAGAUGCAUACAAUAUAAUUUUGAUUAAAAUAUCAUUAAGAGCUUAUUGAGAAGAAUUUCUCUUCACCUUGACUUUUGAGCAAGCAUAUUGUAUACUAUCAUUAUCUUUGACAUAGCAUAUUACUAGAGUUCUAUAGCAAAGAACCAAUAUUUUCAAUGAAACAUUGCAGAUAUCAUUUUCUAAUAAUUAAUCAACCAGAUUGCAAUUGUUCCUUAAUGUCCUAGAAAAAAGCCAAAUAUCAGAAUGAAGAAAAAAGUUCGAAUUUCGCGUUGAUGAUGACAGCAAAAUAGUAAUUCUGAUCUGUGUGACCAUAUAGAUCAAGCAAAUAUAAAUUACCUUUUAGCUACAUUAAAGGAAGAAAUCAGAUUUAAUCUAAACCAAAAGUUUAGUCUGUUUGCUGUCAGGCCGUUUACUGUACUUAUUUAUUACAUGUAAUAUGA